Messenger RNA from Ruditapes philippinarum (Manila clam), 2925 nucleotides. RefSeq lists its product as uncharacterized. The transcript is spliced from 2 exons. Lineage: Eukaryota; Metazoa; Mollusca; Bivalvia; Venerida; Veneridae. The annotation marks the transcript as partial. The record is from RefSeq and is a predicted model, not a curated record.
AUAGAUUUUAAUGACAAGAACAUAAAGAAGGCACUGAAACAUUUAAAUUCAUUUCUGGAGGAGGAAAAUUUAGACAAGCUUAGAAAGAUUUUGCAGCUUUCAAGAGAUGAAUGUGAACUUGAAAUUGGUCUGGGAGUUCAUCUGUUUUCAAAAUUGAUGGGAGAAGCAUACACCAGCAGAGAGAAGAAUUUAGAAAGUUGUCCAUGUGGUUGUAAGGAAAAGCUUCUAGAUCUUCAAUAUAUGUGGAUAGGAUCUGAAAACACAUGGUAUGGAGAACUGGAUAUUAUAGCUGGAAAUCUUGUUGCUGGAAAUUCUGUCUCAGUUCUUGUUAAAAACAGAAGUAGAAGUGUUAAUUCUGAUAUACAGAAAGGUGACGAAAUAGACUCUGAAGGAGAUGAAUCAGAAGAGGAAGAAAAUGACAAUGCCACGGAGUUAAGUGACAGUGAUCAGUCAGGGGUGAAAUAUUAUGAACAUGCUGAGGCCCUUAAUCAUGUUAUUGCUCAGGCUGUAGUGUUUGCGUUUACAGAGUACAACAGACAUGCUAGUCAAGGAAAAGUUAUACCUUCAAUCUACAUUGAUAAAUCAUGUUUUCAGUAUGUCAUGUACUGUCCUGUUGAUGACAUAAUGCUUGUUUCAAAUUAUAUGAUGUAUAUGGAUAUGGAAAAUUUCGAUAAAAAAUCAGGUUUUAGGCCAUUUGUUGUGUUAUGGAUAAUCCUAAAUCACAGAUUGUUCUUUAAAAAAAGUCCAGAUUUUAGCAAGCGCUUUAUCAAAAGUGGAUUCCAUGAGAAAAUAAAUGAUUUGCAACGGUUCCAAAAAUUGGCAGCAUAUUCGAAAAUUAUUCGCCUUCCAGAGCAGAAAUUAAAUUUUCCAAAUGACACACCCAAUACUAUUGGUACUACGGCAAUGGACUGGUUCCUUGAUAAGUAAGAUUUCUGUGGAAGCUCCCCCCCCACUCCCUGCUUAAAUGCUUCCUAGAGCAGGAAGUGCUUGUGGAGAGCUAUUAUGAUCACACGCUGUCCGUCGACAGUGAAUCCAAACUUAAAACAAUUAUACUCCUCCUUAAUUAUUGUUCCUUGGCAAUUAAUCAAUGAAUUUAGUUCUACACUGAAUUACCAGAGCAAAGGAUUAGAACCAUUUAAAAAAAGAAUUGUCAGAAACUGGUUGUUGGUUGAUGCUAAAAUUGUUAAAAUUAUUCCGAUUCCUGGAAAAACAUGUCCUUUUAACAGGAUCUGAUAAGUAAAUUUUUACAGUGGCAUUGUUGGAAAACAUCUGCCUAAUUUGAAAUAGUUCAAUAAGAAAUAUAGGUGACCCUAACAAGAUUAUGAGUCCUCUGCCGCGAGGCAGGAGAGUGGUAAUACGAAUGUCCUUCACCUGUCCGUCAGUGGUGACCGCUGAGUGGUCUGUCCUCAUGCACAAAUGUGGUACUUAAGUGGCUAUUGGAACAAUAGGUAACAGUAGAUAUUCUUUGGUGCUACAUGAUUAGUGCUAACUGCGUUAAGAUAAGUGUUUCGAAUAUCAUUUGGCUCAACUUAUUAAAAAACAAAAUAAAAAAAAGAGGUAUUGUUACAGUAAUGAUUGUAUGCGUUGACGUUGCCAUCAGCAUAUUUACCCUAAUCAUAACUUUUCAAGUUCUUAGUGUAUUUUGUUCAUACUUGGCCCCAACAAUUCUUUGGACAAGACCUUCAAGUAGACUAGAGUAACCUUGACCUUCAGUCAUAAAUGACCUCGACCUUUAAGGUCAAAUAUCUAAAUCUUGCUUGUUUUUUGUUGAUUUUUGCUGUCAGUGGGUAUACAUAACUUUGUUAUUUAUGAACGGAUUGUCUUCAAACUUGAACAUACUAAUCUUUUAGAAAAGACCUUUAAGUUAACCAGAUAGACCUUGACCUUUACUCAUUAAUGACCCUAACCUUGAAUGUCAAAUUAUUGAAAUUUUUAUUUUUUUCUUGUAACUGGCUAUAAAUUUGUUAUGAAUGUAUUGACUUAAUUUUAUAACGCUACAUUCUGUAGGAUAAGGCCUUCAUGUUUAUCAUACUCAAACUGACCUUGGCUCUUUAAUGAUUAUGACCUUGAAGGUUAAAUUAAUGAAUUUUCACUGAUUUUUGCUAUAACUGACUGUUACAUGGUAAUGAAUCAAUGGAUUAUCUUCAUACUUUGACAAAACAACGUUUUAGACAAAACAUUGUAAAAGGUUGAACCUUGAGCUUUAAAUGAUCAGAUCUUGACCAUCAAAGUCAAAGUAUUUAAUUUUGGUUAAGUUGUCAUAAUUUUGUUUAAUAUAUAUGUAUUAGAUUCAUACUUGGACAAAAGAACACUUGUGACCAAAAAGACACAUGGAAUAAUUUAGAUAUGACUUGACCUUUAAAUGACCUUGACUGUCAAAAGAUUGAAUUUUGAUUAUAUUUUCUUAACAUUGUCAUUUAUUUAUAGAAACGAUUCAUAUUUGGACAAAACAACAAUUGUGACUAGACUUAAAAAAAGGAAAAACUUAUAUUGUUUUUAAGAUUUGUUUAAACUGUCUAUUUGUUUGCUUUUAAAAAAAGUAAAAAGUCGAGUGUUGCCUGGCCUGUUGAUGGCUCUUGUAAUUAUCAAUUAAUUAUUAUUUGUUUACUUAUACUACAUUAUAAAAGCCAAUCUGUUGAAAACUAUUUAUUAAACUAGUUCAACUUAACAGUGAAAAAAUGAACAGAUGUGAAUUAACACCACAUGCAAUGCUCUUAUACAAAUAAUCAUAUUGUUAACUUCAUUCCAAUUUUGUUUUCUAAUUUUGUGUCUGCUUUUUGUUUGAAUGGUCAUAAAUAAUAAGUUUCAUAUUUGGGAUAAUGUGAUAAAAGGACAAGAUGAUGCUCUGCAAAAAAAAAUGUUGUUUUUGUAACUGUAUAAAUAUGAUUAUGAUCUUAUGUUUGAAAUAAAGUCUUUGAAAUUCAA